Molecule: messenger RNA, 3192 nt
Organism: Cryptotermes secundus
Lineage: Eukaryota; Metazoa; Arthropoda; Insecta; Blattodea; Kalotermitidae
Gene: PIG-G
Product: GPI ethanolamine phosphate transferase 2
Exons: 14
Coding region: 126-3014 (962 amino acids)
Biological process (GO): GPI anchor biosynthetic process
Cellular component (GO): endoplasmic reticulum membrane
Source: RefSeq, a predicted model, not a curated record
CCAUCUUGAAAACUUAAAGGUAAUGAGGGCAAUGAGGGUAGUAAAAUCAGCUGAUUUCUGCAAAAUUCUCGCACUACAGAACUGCAUAAGCUCCUCCUCCCAUUGACAUUUAUUACAUAUAAAUAAUGCACAGUUAUAUACUACAUUAUAUAGUAACAAUAGAAGUAUUCUCCAUCAUACUGUUUCUAUAUGGUUUCUUUCCAAUGAAGAAUAUUUAUGGAACAACAGCAACGGUGGACAGCUUACCUACAACAGUAGCUGAUAUUAAAGUCAGUGUUAAUGAACUUUACAAGCCUUCUGUUGGAAGAUUAGUUAUUAUGGUCAUUGAUGCUCUUCGCUGGAAUUUUGUGGAGGGUGAAAAAGGACGCUUGAAUAUGCCAUAUACAGCAUCAUUAAUUGAUGGGAAGAAGGCUUGUUUACUGAUUGGAAAAGCCAGGCCACCAACAGUGACAAUGCCUAGAAUUAAAGCCAUGACAACUGGUACUGUACCCAGUUUUGCAGAUGUUGCUCUGAACUUGGGCAGCAGUAAAAUCUUGGAAGAUAAUUUAUUGCUUCAAGCAAGGCAUCAUGACAUGAAGUUAAUUUUCUAUGGAGAUGAAACAUGGUUAAAACUGUUUCCUAAUGUAUUCACCAGAAGUGAAGGAACUACAUCAUUUUUUGUUUCUGACUUCACAGAGGUGGAUGACAAUGUGACAAGACACUUGGCUACUGAGCUAAAUGCUGAGGAUUGGAGGCUAAUGGUGCUUCAUUAUCUGGGACUGGAUCACAUUGGACAUGUUGAAGGUCCACAGAGUCCCCUUGUGAAGCCCAAAUUACAAGAAAUGGAUGAUAUUGUGAAGAGGAUUCAUCACAUGUUCUUAGCAUGGGAUAAACAUUUUGGUCUUCCAUCAGUGCUGGUGGUUUGUGGAGACCAUGGUAUGAAAAAUUCAGGGAGCCAUGGUGGAGCCACUCUAGAAGAAGUUUUAGUUCCCCUUGUUAUUAUUGGUGAUAUGUGUUCAGGAGAACUAUCUAGCGGCCCAUUUGAAGGUGUACUUCAAGCGUUUGUGCCACAGAUAGAUUUAGUUCCCACUCUGUCUAUGUUGCUUGGUCUUCCGAUUCCAGCAACCAACCUUGGUAAAAUGAUUCCAGCACUUCUGCACAAUAUACCAUUUUCACAACAGCUGUAUGCACUGUACUACAACUGUAAACAAGUGGCUACUCAGUUUGAAAACCAAAUUUCUGAUAGUGCUACACAAGCAAGUUAUUUAGAAUAUAAAGAGGCUAUGAUGCUCCAUGCCAUCUGGUUGACCUCAGAUAACUCAUCUAAGUCUGGCCUAGAUGGUACAAUAGCAAGAUUAUACAUGUCAGCUCUCACUGGUAUGAGUUCACAGCUGGCAGACUCAUUGGUAACAUUUGAUAUACCUUUAUUGGUCACAGCAUCUGGGAUNACGUAUGUCUGUAGACCACCAAGUACAUGUAUUUUAAAGUGCAUUACAGCAGUCUUAUGUUUGUUCUUUCAGCUAGUCAUCAUACUUGCUAUGAAAAUAAGACCACAUCCUGUGCCUCUGAUGUUAACAACUCUCAUUAACAUAAUGCUUUUAAGUAUGAGUGUUCUCUGGUGCUCAUUAAGUCAAAGCACCAGCAUCCUCUGCAGUUAUUCCCUCAUAGCAAUACCAAUUAUACUUGGUAUUAUAAUUGUGGUUGGAGUGAAUACAACUCUUAUCCUGACAAGUACAUUCCAAAGGAUACAUAUUUCUCAGAUACUUCAUCCAGGUCAAGGCCGAAUCAUUCUUGUGGUGGGCACAUUGCUACAUGUUAUCAGCCUCUCAUCCAGCAGUUUUAUAGAAGAGGAGCACCAAAUAUGGUACUUCCUGUGGCUGACAUUUGCAGUUGUCAUUCUAUAUGAGCUUUUCUGUACUAUGUUCUCCAAGAAGCCAUCAGUUCCUACAGACAAAAGGCACUCUUCUCUAGAAAAGCCUAUGCCUGGUAGGCUUCUGUUGAGCUGGUUAGGAUUACCACUUCUCCAUCGCAUCCUCAGAAAAUGGAACCAAACUGGUGACAAGUGGGCAUCAUUGCCAGAUGCUGGAGAUUGGCUCAUCCAGCAGGAGCAGAAAACCUACCUGUCAGUUGUGUUCCUCUUAGGUCUUGUAGCAGUGUGUUAUUGCUGCUUGUACAUCCCUGAACACUAUCCAGGAACAUACAAAUGGCUGAUAGAUGCAGUAUUAUGUACAGCUGCUGCAGUGUGUGUGUACUGUUACCGUAGUGCCAUAGGAAAUGUUGACUUUCCAUUCUCCUAUCCUCAAGACAGGGGUGUCAUGGAGGCUCGCAUUUUCUGGAGCAUCUUAACACUGUUAAUAACAAACAGCAUUGGUCAGACACUGUAUGAAAUGAAAGUGCAGCAUUCCAGUUCAUUACGGAGAUUGGGAUGCCUGCUGAGGAAACUCACAUGUUGCUGGCUGCUCAUCUGUGCUCUGCUGCAUCGCCCGCACAAUGUCAUUCUGCUUCCUGCACAGGUUUUCAUGAGCCAUUGUGUGGGUACAGCCUAUGCUUCUCACAGGUGCCUUACUACAAAUACAUGGUGGCUGGUUGUUGCCCAUGUUUGGAUUGGCACUGUUGUCUAUUUUUAUCAGGGUAACUCCAACAGCUUGGCCACCAUAGACAUUGCAUCUGGCUAUGUGGGUCAAAUUGGGUACAACCCUAUGGUUGUUGGAACUCUCCUAAUCAUCAACACAUAUUCUGCACCAAUUCUGUCCUAUCUCUUACUUCUGUCGAAACUCAUCUUCCAGAACCAAAAAGAAGGCAUUGAUAGGUUCUGGGAGCAGUUUCACAGUUUUCACCAUUGCAUAGCUCUUUUGCGUCUACUUCCUGUUGCUGUGUAUGUUGUACUGGUGACAUUUCUUCGUUACCACCUGUUUGUGUGGACUGUAUUCUCCCCAAAGUUAUUGUAUGAGGUCACACACACCUUGGUUGUUUCAUUUGUGAUGCUUCUUAUAAAUAUCUUUGCUGUAGCUGUUGUAAGGAAUGUUCAGACUUAAAUGAGAUCUUGAGGAUUUCAUCACCAUCAUUCUUCUCAACCAUGAACAUUUUUCUUUUGCAUCCUCAUCAAGCUGCUCCUACUCUCUUCUCUCUGCCCACAACUUUUGUUCUUUGUUGAUGUGUCAGUAUUAAUUAAGUUGUAAAAUCAAUUUGAAUUUUUAAAUACAAUUUUUCAUU